This is a messenger RNA of Bacidia gigantensis, 1137 nucleotides long. RefSeq lists its product as uncharacterized. NCBI's taxonomy places the organism in Eukaryota, Fungi, Ascomycota, Lecanoromycetes, Lecanorales, Ramalinaceae. The coding region runs from base 1 to 1137 and encodes 378 amino acids. The record is from RefSeq and is a predicted model, not a curated record. The transcript is spliced from 3 exons. Gene Ontology annotation, molecular function: protein binding.
AUGAGCGGAUUAGACUUGUUUGCUGGCAUUGGUGAGAGACCAGUCACCUCUUCUGCUUUCGUGACGCUGAUCUUCAAUGAAGCCGCCGCUGUCGGCGUGAUUCACCUCGUCGUUCAGUCUAUCGAAAAAUACCAUGAAGCGAACGAGGAGUUGGAAGAGACUGAACAAGCUCGUCUUGCCGCGACUUUUCAGACCUCCACGCUGCGCGUUGUCUUUAAAGGGUUGUCGUCUAAUCUGAAGAAAUACAACAAAGACGUCGCAAGCAAGUUGGAAAAAGAUGACAAAGUUGCCAUGCAGGAAAUACUUGACGAGAUUGAUCGGGUCACCGACACAUGCAAGGGUACGAUGCGGAAGCUCAGACAUGAGAUCCGAAACCGGAGUCGAAACAAGAAAGAGCUGGACAAAUGCCGGAACGAACUGGGCACUACUCUGUCUUUAAUUCAGAGCCUACAAACAUCAUGGAUAAGGUUUGUGGAUGAUUACAUUGCGAUGGAGACCUUGGUGGCCACCAAACCGGAUUCAGACAAAGGGAAAACCACCAGUCCCGGUGUCACAAAAAGACGAGAACGCAAGCCAGAGCCUGGGUACAUCGAACGCAUAUCAACAGGCAUAUCAGGCGAGACAUUGGUUCGAACCGAUACAAUACGCACAGGAAGCUCCAGUACGAGUGCUGGCUCAAGCUUCAAGUCGACCAGCAAAGCAAGCAGUGCUUCUACAGUCUCCCUGAAAAGUCUCACGUUCACCAACGAUAAGACACUCAGGGAAGCCGUCCAGAGGGCAGACCUUGAACGGGUCAAGCGCAUCCUCAAAGCCACCACAGACGAGGAAGAACACCGAGCUUCGGUAUCCGCGAUUGACCAGACCAAAGAAAAAUUGCGGCCUCUUCAUUAUUGUGCACAAACAGGCAACUACGAAGGUGCAAAAUAUAUCUUGGGCAGAGAUCAAAGCUGCGUGAACAAGCCGGAUGCAAGGGAUCAAACAGCGCUGUACCAUGCUUGCGUGCACCAUAGCCCAAAUGAGCAACUAGUGAAAAUACUGUUGAAACAAGGAGCCAACUUUGGAAGGAGGACAAGACCAAAAAUGGACACACCCAGUCAUGUUGCUGCAAGGAAAAUGAUAAAGAAUGCGGGGAUGUAA